Messenger RNA from Cordyceps fumosorosea ARSEF 2679, 2193 nucleotides. RefSeq names its product Anoctamin/TMEM 16. Gene Ontology annotation, molecular function: chloride channel activity. The coding region runs from base 1 to 2193 and encodes 730 amino acids. Gene Ontology annotation, cellular component: cortical endoplasmic reticulum. The record is from RefSeq and is a predicted model, not a curated record. Gene Ontology annotation, biological process: chloride transmembrane transport. The transcript is spliced from 6 exons. Lineage: Eukaryota; Fungi; Ascomycota; Sordariomycetes; Hypocreales; Cordycipitaceae.
AUGGAUUCGCCCAAGAGUGGCGGUAGUGUCGAUGACAAUUACGGCGUCGACUAUGUUUUACACUAUAAAAUCCCGGCAAACGAAAAAGCCGAAGCGGAAGCCGGCUACGUCGAGCUCAUCAAGGCACUCACCACUGUCGGACUCGCUAGCGAGGUUCGAUGCGCCAGCAAGGAAUCGCUAUUCGUCUUCGUCAAGAUCGCCUCCUCCGAACUCCUUCGGAACCAGAUUUACAGGUCCAGGUUGCAGGACUGGCUGCACGGCGUGCGGUCCGCCAGCCCCGAUCACGAUGUGGCCAAGACGCUCGAGAACGAACCGGUGACCGAGGCAGAGCGACUCCGACUCGUAUACCUCAUGAUGAUAAAGCCAGAGAACGAGGGCGGCGCCGGGAUUAUGGAAAACUCGGGAAAAUGGAAGUAUGUCGACGCCAUCUUCCCUCUCCAGAACCGCGCAUUCAACAAGGCCUGGAUUUCCAACUGGAGCGGCAAUUAUCUUCUCCAAGAGUCUGAGAUACAUGGCAUUCGCGAAAAGUUUGGCGAGAAUAUCACCAUGUACUUUGUAUUUUUGCGCUCGUAUUUGCGCUUCCUGGCUAUUCCCUCGGCAGUUGGCUUCGGCGCUUGGCUUUGUCUGGGUCAAUUCUCCAUGAUCUAUGCUGUUGCUACCUGCCUCUGGUCCGUCAUUUUCUUUGAGUACUGGAAGAAGAAGGAGCUUGACCUUGCUGUUCAAUGGGGCGUUCGACGCGUCUCCGAGAUUCAGCAUCCACGCCCUGAAUUUCAGUGGGAAUACGAAAAGGAAGACCCCGUCACUGGCGAAGCUCUCCGGGUCUACCCUCCCGUGAAGCGUCUUCAGACUCAGCUUCUUCAGGUGCCAUUCGCACUGGCAUGUGUUCUUGCUCUCGGCAGUCUCUCCCUCACAGCAAUUUCCCUGGAGAUUUUUAUCAACGAAGUCUACAACGGUCCUGGAAAGCAGUACCUCACCUUUGUCCCGACUGUGAUUCUCGUCGUCUGCACACCGAUUAUUUCUACGAUUCUGAUGUCCGCGGCCAAAGCCCUGACGGACCGCGAGAACUAUGCCACUGUCGACGCAUACCACGCGGCUCUGGUUCAGAAGCAAUUUGUCCUCAACUUCAUGACAUCUUAUAUGCCUCUGCUCUUCACCACGUUCGUCUACCUUCCAUUUGGCCAUGUUCUCAUUCCCGCGCUUGACUUUUGGAGACGCACUGCGCAGGCAAUCACUUUCAGCAAGGCGCCGCUCGCCACUCGUGAAUUCCAAAUCAACCCGCAGCGCAUUUCAGCCCAAAUGUUCUACUUCACCGUCACGGCGCAAAUCGUCAACCUUGCAACCGAGCUAGUGGUUCCCUACCUGAAGCAGAGAGCAUUUGCGAAGGCCAAGGAGAUUCAAGCUAAACGAAGCGAUGAGGCUGUUCAGGACAACCCGGAAGAGACCGAGUUUAUGAAGCGAGUUCGCAACGAAUAUGAAAUGGACGUCUAUGAUGUUACAGAGGACUAUCGGGAGAUGGUGAUGCAGUUUGGCUACCUCAAUCUCUUCUCCGUCGCUUGGCCAUUGGCGCCCAUCUGUUUUCUUGUCAACAAUUGGGUUGAGCUUCGGUCUGAUGCACUCAAGAUUACCACGAGCUGCCGCCGACCCGUUCCCUGGAGAGCUGAUUCUAUUGGCCCAUGGCUUCAGACUCUCGGUGUCUUGUCGUGGCUCGGUAGCGUUACAAGCUCCGCAAUCGUCUUUUUGUGCAGCAGAGCCAGAGACGGCGAGCGUGGCGGCGCCUCAAAUGUUACGGCAUGGGGGCUCCUACUGAGUAUCUUGCUCGUUGAGCACUUUUACUUUUUGGCGCAGAUCAUCGUUCGCACUGUUUUGGAUCAGCUGGAGAGCCCCGGAUUGCAAAAGGAGCGCAAAGAGCGAUUCCAAAUGAAGCGCCAGCUGCUGCAAGACCAUCUAGGGCAAGAUGUUGCUGAUAGAGCGGCCGCCCCUGGUAUUGAAAUGUCUGAGAAGAUAACACGAGCUGCUCUCGAGGAAGACGCGCGACUUACAUCCAUUCGCGGCAAGGUUUCGCCAGCUGAAGCCUUUUGGCAACGGCAGCACGGCAUGCAAGAGACUAUUGAAGUCGGUCGCAUGUUCAUUACGCAGAUGGACACCAAAAACGGCAAGCCAGCCAGUGCCGCGCAACCUAGUCCCAGGGCAUGA